UAAGCUUUGAUGUCGUCAUUUGUUGAGCGAGUCCCGAGCUUUGUGUGGGCUAUGGCAGUCAAAACUCGAAGGCCUAUAUGAGCUAAGUGGUAAAGAAGAGCCAAGCUGAAGGCCGUGAUUUCGAUGGCUGAGACUCCGACGAUGGAAGAUAACAAGCAGAGGAAGUGGAAAAGAAAAGGCACUUCAUCCUCGUCGGCUCGAAUCAAUAAUUUGGACGAUGGCUGUUUGAUGCAUAUUUUCAGCUUCCUUUCCCCCAUACCAGAUCGGUAUAACACCGCCCUCGUUUGCCACAGAUGGCGUUACUUGGCAUGUCAUCCGAGGCUGUGGCUGCGAGUAGAACGAUCUAUUAAAGAUUUGUCCGAGUCUGGAGUUUUCCCAACCGUUGAGGCAGCUGUUGCUGCUGCUAGGCCUGGGGACACCAUACUAAUUGCAACAGGUGGAGUUCAUUCUGCCUCUAACAUUCAAAUUACAAAGCCACUUUGCCUGAUUGGUGGAGGUGAACUUCCUGAGGAGACAACACUUUUCUGUAGUCGUGGUUCGGAAAGCUACGUGGCAUAUAAUGUAAUUUGCAAUGUGCUUUGGAGUUCCUCUGUACCAGUAAACUCUCUAACUUAACAGUGAAGGCAGAACUUGGUUGCUGCUUGGUUCACAGAAAGGGAAGAUUAAUUAUUGAUGGAUGUGUU
Molecule: messenger RNA, 683 nt
Organism: Cucurbita moschata (crookneck pumpkin)
Lineage: Eukaryota; Viridiplantae; Streptophyta; Magnoliopsida; Cucurbitales; Cucurbitaceae
Product: F-box protein SKIP5-like
Exons: 5
Coding region: 124-615 (163 amino acids)
Molecular function (GO): protein binding
Source: RefSeq, a predicted model, not a curated record